AUGAAAGUUGUUAUGGUUGGUGAUUGUGGUGUUGGUAAAACAUCAAUUGUAAAUAGACUCGUUAACAAUGAGUUUAAUAAAGAAACAAGUCCAACUGUUGCUGCAGUAUUUCGUCAGACAAUUGUUGAUAAUGAAGAUGACUCGUAUAAAUUAGAAAUUUGGGACACUGCUGGAGAAGAAAAAUAUCGCUCGGUAGUUGGUUCUUAUUUUCGUGGUGCAAAUGGUGCAGUUAUUGUAUUUGAUGUAAUAGAUAAAAAUUCAUUUGAACAUAUCUUUGAUUGGGAAUUUGAAAUAAAACAAAUUGCACCAGAAGCUACUAUUCUUAUUCUUGGAAAUAAAGCAGAACAAAAUAAAUGGAUGUUACAAAAAGAUGAAAUUGAAAUUAAACUAAAACAAAAUAGAUUAAACUAUUUUUUUGUAUCAGCAAAGACUGGACUAAAUAUUAAAAAAGCAUUUAUAUCUCUUGCCACUACUAUGCAACCAAGCGAAAUUAAUGAAAACGUCUGUGUUUUAAAUUCAAAUACUAAAGUUGAAGAAGGGUGUUGUUAG
Messenger RNA from Entamoeba dispar SAW760, 549 nucleotides. RefSeq lists its product as uncharacterized. The record is from RefSeq and is a predicted model, not a curated record. Gene Ontology annotation, molecular function: GTPase activity; GTP binding. NCBI's taxonomy places the organism in Eukaryota, Evosea, Mastigamoebida, Endamoebidae. The transcript is spliced from 4 exons. Bases 1 to 549 code for a protein of 182 amino acids.